AUGUCAACUUCAUCAGAUACAUCAAUAUCAACAUUAUGUUGUUUUUGUUUAGGUGAUGAUACAGAGAUUCCAUCAUUUGGUACUUUAAAGGAUGCAAAAGAUAUGUUAAAACCAUGUACAACAUGUUCAUUAAUUUGUCAUAGAAAAUGUUUAUUAGAUUGGUUUAAUUCAAUACCAAGUGAUCAAUUACAUAUAAUUCAUGCAAAUAAAGCAAUAAAUUUAAAUUCAAUAUCAAGAAAUAAUCAUGAUCAUAUUGGAGAUAUUGGAAUUGGUUCUCCACCAAAUAAUAAUCAAACUACUAAUAUAAGAAUUAAUUUAUCUACUCAAGCUUUAGAAAGUUGGUUUAAUGGAAUAACGAGGCCAAAUACUAAUGAAGAAAAUCAUGAUCGACCUAGUAGUGAAGACGGGACUGAAAAUGAAGAAAGCCCUUCAAAUGAGGGCCCAUCCUCGCCAGAAAAUCCACAUCAGCAUCACCACCACCAAAAUUAUCAACCUCAAUCAUCUAAAUCAUCUUCAGUCUACAUCUUCGCCCCAUGUCCACAAUGUAAAAAAGAUAUAAUUUUCAGAAUGAAAAGAUCAUUAUUAUUAUCACUGAGUUCACAUUUUAAAUCAUUUAUUUCAAAAUUAAUAAAAUAUGGUGGAAUAUUUUUAGGUAUUACAUCAGCAAUUACAGGAAUUUUAUCAAUGGGAUAUAUAGGAUUAACAACGACUGGUUUAAAAAUGAUGGAAAAUAUAAUACCAUCAACUUUAUUAGUUAGAAUGUUAACAAAAAAAAGAUUAAUUACAAAUACUUCUUAUUCAUCAUUAUCUAAAAUUUUAUUUGGUAAUUCAUCAAAUUAUGCAGUUGAUAAUUUAGAACAAGCAUUAAUUCAAGGAUUAAUUGAUCCUUUAAAAUUUUCAAGAAUUCCUGUAUUACCAAUAGUAAUGUAUAGAUUAAGAUCAUCAUCUAUAAUAAAAUUAAUAUUUGGUAUAAAAAAUGAUGAAUUUUUAAGUUCUUUAAUUACUGAAUUUAUGAUUUCUGGUUAUAUUUCAUCAAUUGCUGAUCAUUCAUUAAUAAGAUUAAUUUAUAAAAAUUUAAGAUCCAAUUUGCAGAGGGGAUUAAUUUUUUCAAAUCCAUUAAAUGGGAUAAAUUUUUUAACUAAUAAUAAUAUAGUAUCAUUAAUUAUACCAUUACGUUGGUCAUAUGAUUUAAUUUAUAGAUUAACUUUUAAUAGAGCUUAUUUCAAUUUAACUAUGAAAUCAAGACCAAGAGCAAUAGCUAAUAGUUUAAAUAAUGGUGAUGAAAUUGAUGAAUUAGAAGAUUUAAAUUGUCAAUUAAAUGGAUAUAAACAAUCAUAUCAAAGAAUAUAUCAAAAAAUAGAAAUCAAAAUAAAUAAUUCAAAAUCAUUGAAUAAUAUUCCAUUAAUCUCCAACUUAAUAAAAUACAUUUAUAAAAAUAUCUUAUAUUUUAAAACAAUUUCACAAAAAAAUUUUAUAAAUUAUAUUUCAUUAAUUAUAAAAAUAAAUUUUAAAUAUACAAUAGCAUGUUUAAAAUUUGAUUAUUCAAAUAUUUUAAUAAAUCAAAAUACAAUUUUUAAAUGUUUAACAACUAUAUUAUGGCCAUAUUUUGCAUCAAAAUUAGGUAAUUUAUUUAUAUUACCUUUACUCAACAAGAAUUCAAUAUUGAGUAACUUGGUCUUGGAGAAAAAACUCUUAAUUUCAAAUAUACUAGGAUUAGUUUUUGUAUGUAUCAUAAAAGAAAUUAUAAAUUUAUAUUUAUCAAAUAAAAAAGUAAAACAAAUUUUAAAUAUUGAAACAAUAGAUUUAAAAGAAAAUUCAAUAUUAAAUAAUUUUGCUAAAAAAAUUUUAAAUUUAAGAAGUACUCAAGAUGAAGAAGAUUUAUUGAAUUAUAUUAAUGAUGAAAUUUCAACUGAUGAAUUUGAAAGUUUUUUACAACAAAAUCAAGAUGAAAAUAAUUUUAUUGAUAUACCUGGUAAUUAUCCAAGUUAA
Messenger RNA from Lodderomyces pseudojiufengensis, 1989 nucleotides. RefSeq lists its product as uncharacterized. Bases 1 to 1989 code for a protein of 662 amino acids. NCBI's taxonomy places the organism in Eukaryota, Fungi, Ascomycota, Pichiomycetes, Serinales, Debaryomycetaceae. The record is from RefSeq and is a predicted model, not a curated record. The transcript has a single exon.